GUAAGGUAAUAGUCAAGGUAGAGGCGGUAGUCAAGGUAACGGUUUCCAGAGGCCACCCUCCCCAGGAAGGUGGGGGCUGGCCAUAACCGAGGUGUCAUGUCAGUGAAAAUGUCGUCCCACUUUAGAGUUUUUGAUUUGACUUCAUUAUGUUUUGCCGCAACGCAUGCUGGAAAUCUCCACGGAGCAACAUCUUCCGAUUCAGACGGAGGGAAGAGGCGCUGAGUGACAGAAACCAUGGCAACAUAACGAUGAACAAUUGAAGAUCCCAACAACCUUCUGGAACGUCGCUAGCGUGAGGAGGCUGCUUCCGCUUGGGGGCGGGCGGCCAUUAGCGGCGUGAUGAAGUCCAACAGACACUCCCCGCUGACGGGCGGACCACUCGAGCGUGACAUCACAGACAUUAGCUGUGUGUGUGAAUCAGUGACAGCACAGAACCAAGCGUGGUGACAGGACGACCACACCCAGCCCAACUUCCUGUGUGCUGGCGGGGACGGGCGCUACAGGCCACAAACACCCUGUUGUCGAGCCUGAUUGGAGACCCUGAGAUGGACGCGGAGACCCUGAGAUGGACGCGGAGACCCUGAGAUGGACACGUAGACCCUGAGAUGGACGCGGAGACCCUGAGAUGGACGCGUAGACCCUGAGAUGGACACCUAGACCCUGAGAUGGACACCUAGACCCUGAGAUGGACGUGGAGAGGGACAAAGUAAAACGACAAGUCACAGCUUCCUGCACCCGCUCGCCAUCUUGGCUCGGUGUAGAGAGUCACGCCGCCCCCCAGUGGACGGGAGGGUAAGGCCCCUCCAGAUGACGCAAAGACCGUGACUUUCGCCUCCUGUCCCCUCGUCAUCUCCACAUCCUUCCUCUCAUCUCCCGAUGCCUCGCUGUGGUCGGAGGGGAGACAGCCACGCUCAGCAGACAGGAUGACAAACCCGCCCACAGUCAACCAGUCCAACACCGACAAGCACAACAAGGUGAAAGAUGAAACCCGGCAAGAUGACAACACGGAGACCGGCUACAAAGACGCCGGCCACUGCAGCCGCAACACCCACAACCUGCUGCUGGGACUCACCGUCAUGGGUGUGGUCAUGGGAGCGGUGUUCGGGAUGCUGCUGCGCUACAUGAAGGUGGUGGACAACGCCGCCCUCACCAUGGUCUCCUUCCCGGGGGAGAUCCUCAUGAGGAUGCUGAAGAUGCUCAUCCUCCCUCUCAUCAUCUCCAGCCUGAUCACAGGACUGGCGGGUCUGGAUGCUCGCGCCAGUGGCAGGAUGGGCAGCAGAGCCAUGGUGUACUACAUGUCCACCACCAUCAUCGCCGCCAUCCUGGGGGUCAUCCUGGUACUAAGUAUCCACCCCGGAAACCCCAAACUGAGGGGGCGCAAUGCGGCCACGGCCACCAAGAACCAGGAAGUCAGCAGCCUGGACGCCUUCCUGGACCUGAUCCGAAACCUCUUCCCUGAGAACUUGGUGCAAGCGUGUUUCCAGCAGGUCCAGACGGUACUCAAACAGGUGUCGGUGGCGGCCCCCAACCAAACGGAGCCCAUUGUAGUGAACAGGAAGAAGCUGGAGUAUAAAUGGGGCAUGAACGUUCUCGGCUUGAUUGGCUUCUUCAUCACCUUUGGGAUCUGCAUGGGCAGGAUGGGCGAGCGUGGGAAAGUCAUGUGCGACUUCUUCAACAUCCUCAACGAGAUCAUCAUGACGAUGGUCUCCAUGAUCAUGUGGUACUCUCCCGUGGGCAUCGCCUCCCUGAUUGCGGGGAAGAUUGCGGCCAUCGGUGACCUGGAGGUGGUGGCCAGGCAGCUGGGCAUGUACAUGGUGACCGUCAUCGUGGGCCUGGUCAUCCACGGGGGCUUGAUCCUCCCCGCCAUCUUCUUCGGCAUCACCCGGAAAAGCCCCUUCACCUUCUACUCUGGAAUCUUCCAGGCUUGGAUCACGGCGCUGGGCACUGCCAGCAGCGCCGGGACCCUGCCGGUCACUUUCCGCUGCCUGGAGGAGAACCUCAAAGUCGACAAGCGCGUCACCCGCUUCGUGCUGCCCAUCGGCGCCACCAUCAACAUGGACGGCACUGCGCUGUACGAGGCCGUGGCGGCCAUCUUUAUCGCCCAGAUGAAUGACAUCACGCUGGACGGCGGGCAGAUCGUCACCGUCAGUAUGACCGCCACUCUGGCCAGUGUGGGAGCGGCCAGCAUUCCCAGCGCCGGACUGGUCACCAUGCUGCUGAUCCUGACGGCGGUCGGCCUUCCCACGCAGGACAUCAGUCUGCUCAUCGCCGUCGACUGGCUGCUCGACAGAAUGCGCACCUCCAUCAACGUGGUGGGCGACUCGUUCGGCGCCGGCAUCGUGGACCACUUGUCCAAAGCAGAGCUCCGCGAAAUCGACGCGGCCGAAAUGCAAAUGCUCCCGAUGGAGGAGGAGCUGGAUUUCAUCCCGCCGCCGCCGAUCCUCACCGAGAUGGAUCUGGUGGACCCGCUCAGGCCGCCCGAGCUUCCCCCCCGCUCCCCCCGCCCCCCCAAACAAAACCACCACGGCCCCGUCCUCUCCCAGUCCCACUCCAUCACGUACUCGCCGUCCCGCUCUGUCCGCUCUCCUUCGCCGCACUCCAUCCGCUCCCCUUCCCCGCGCUCCGUCUGCUCUCAUUCCCCGCGACCUUUCCGCACCCACUCGCCUCACCUCCUCCGCAGGACGGAGCCGGGCUACUGCGCCCUGCCCAGCCAUGACAACCAGAUUCCCGCCCUGCCUCGCUGCUACCGGGACCGGGAACGUGAGCGGCUGCACCGAGAGAGCGAGACGGAGGAAGAGGAGGAGCGGGUCCUCGGAGAAGUCAGCGACGGGGAGGAAAGCGACGACACGGCCUACGACCGGCGACACGCCAUCCCGCCCUGCGACCUGCCAUGAGGCAGCGGCCCCACUAGGGGGCCUCGCUGCCAUUCCGUCUCCUUAAUUGGCUCCCUUUGGGAACGUUUGAUUGUAGAGUUUAAAUGUUAAAGAAUAUUAAACUAUUUCCUCUCCCACCGUCUUGAUUCAUCAUUCAGGAAACAAACACGGCUGACUUUCUUUCACUCCGAUCACGGCGGCUCGGACUCCACGCACCAUUUGGACCACUUUGGACGUGACAAGGACUUGCACCUUGACUUUUGUCAUGACUUGAGACUUGCUCCCACUUUUUCCCCUGCAAACCCGCCCCCAUCGUCCUUCCACCAAUCAGAAGUCUCUCCCUGAGGAGCGGCAACCAUGUUGCUUUGUGUCGUGUUCGCCGUCUGACACGACGACGACGAGUUGCUGUUUUCAUGUCCUCCUUUAUCCUGUCCAUCUGUAAACUCACCUCCCGUGUCCCGCUCCGUUCCUUUCAUUUCCACUCAACGUUGACAGCGGACACGCCCCCCCGCCCCCGCCAUCGCCCCCAAUGUAGCGUGGUAUGUACUCUAUGUAAUAAAAAG
Messenger RNA from Doryrhamphus excisus (bluestripe pipefish), 3436 nucleotides. Lineage: Eukaryota; Metazoa; Chordata; Actinopteri; Syngnathiformes; Syngnathidae. The record is from RefSeq and is a predicted model, not a curated record.